Molecule: messenger RNA, 1149 nt
Organism: Humulus lupulus (European hop)
Lineage: Eukaryota; Viridiplantae; Streptophyta; Magnoliopsida; Rosales; Cannabaceae
Exons: 1
Coding region: 1-1149 (382 amino acids)
Molecular function (GO): zinc ion binding; nucleic acid binding
Source: RefSeq, a predicted model, not a curated record
AUGGAUAUGUUUAGAGAAGGAGGAUCUACCACCAGACCUCCCAUGCUUGAAGGGGCUAAUUAUCCGUAUUGGAAAACAAAGAUGAGAGCUUAUCUUAAAUCUAUAGACGAACGGGUUUGGAUGGCUGUUUCAGAGGGUUGGACACCCCCAACUGAGAUUUUUGGAGAUGUUGAUAUUGCUAAGGCUGCAAGCAAGUGGACGACUGAUGAAAUUGAGAAGGCCAACUUUAACUCUAAAGCUCUCAAUGCCAUUUUCAAUGUUGUUUCCACUAAUCAGAUGAAAGUGGUUGCGAAUUGUGAGAUUGCUAAGGAAGCAUGGGAUAAGUUGAAGAUCAAGAAUGAGGGUACUUCUGCUGUCAAGAAGUCAAGACUGAGAUCCUUAGCCAGAGAAUUCAAAAAUCUAACCAUGGAUGAAGAAGAUUCGAUUGCUGAUUUUCAUGCUAAGUUGUGUGAUAUUUCUAAUGAGUCUUAUGCUCUAGGAGAGACUUACUCCAACGAUAAGCUUGUAAGGAAGGUUCUUGGGUCUCUUCCAAGGAGGUUCAAAUCCAAGCUCACAUCUAUUGAGGAAGUGCAUGAUGUUGAAGAUAUAAAUCUGGAUGAACUGAUUGGUUCUCUACAGAAUUAUGAAUUAACCCUCAAAAGAUGGAAUAAGGGAAAGAAAGUGAAAGAUAAGGAAACUGAGAAGACUGGAGGUAGCUUGGCUUUUGUUUUACAAGAAACUCGUGACCAAGAAGGAGAAAUGUUUCAUUCUUUAACAGAAGAGAAAGUUGCUCUCCUCACUAGGAAUUAUGCAAAGUUCUUAAGAAAGAAUAUGAGGAAGAAUACUUUUAACAACAAAGAGAAUAUCUUCAAGAAGAGCUUUCCUACUAAUCAGAAAACGAGUCAGAUUCAAGACAAAAAGAAUAGGGGGAUUCAGUGUAGAGAAUGUGAUGGGUUUGGUCACAUACAGGCUGAAUGUGCUAACACUCAAAAAAAGAAGAAGGCCUUUGUUACAACCUGGAGUGACAGUGAAGAGGAGAAAGAUGGGAGUUUCAAUGAGUUUUCUGAUCAUGAGAAAAAUGUCAUUGCUUUUCUGGCCAAAGAAGAGGCAGUUGAAAAUGAAGCUGGGGAUAAUGAGAGCAGCUGCUUUGAAGCUGACAGUCUUGAUUAG